Schistosoma curassoni is the source of this 1149-nucleotide messenger RNA. Lineage: Eukaryota; Metazoa; Platyhelminthes; Trematoda; Strigeidida; Schistosomatidae. The record is from the annotation of a GenBank genome assembly.
CGGACCCGUUGACCUUGUUGCAAAUCGCGGUUGUUGUGAUCGAUAUGAUGGACGACUCAGAAACCUACAAAUUAUGGAGGAUUCGUAAAACCAUUCUCAAGAUGUGCAAAGAUAGGGGUUAUCUAGUAAUGCCUAAAGAAUUGGAGCAAUCACUCGAAGAUUUCAAAGCAACAGUCGGAGAUCCACCAACGAGAAAGGAUCUUCUCAUGGUUGUUAACCAUGAAGAAGAUCCUGCUGAUAUGUUAUAUGUGUUCUUUCCAGAAGAAGAAAAAGUUAACAUGAAAACUGUCCGGGCAUAUUUGAAUCAAAUGCAACAAGAUAGUACUUACAGAGCAAUUUUGGUCCUUCAAGAAAAGGGUCUCACACCUUCUGCAAAGACAGCUAUCGCGGAACUUUCGUGUAAAUACACUUUGGAGUGUUUCUUUGAAAAUGAACUAAUGGUCAAUAUAACGGAACAUCAGUUGGUUCCGCAACACAACGUUCUCACACAGGAAGAAAAGAAAGAAUUGCUCGAACGAUAGUAAUUUGGUACUUUUUAUAAUUCAAUGAGAACUUAGUAGGUUAAAGGAAAAUCAGCUUCCCAAAAUGCAAGCUAGCGAUCCUGUUGCUCGAUAUUAUGGUCUAAGAAGAGGUCAAGUUGUACGAAUUACUCGGCCAUCAGAAACAGCCGGACGAUAUAUCACUUAUAGGAUAGUUUUGUGAAUAAAAUUGUGUACAGAUUCUGAGUUUUUGAAAUUGUAUUUUGGGUCUAAAGUCAUACGUACUAGAUUAUUUCAAAUUUAUUAAUUCAUUGCUGCUUUUAUUAUGUUGUAUUAAACAAACAGUCAUUGUUUAAAUGAUCGUUAGUCUGAAAAACUUUUAAAGUUUUUAAAACUGAUCCAGCUACAGAUGUUACUCACUGAAGCUAAAAGAACCUUUCAAGUAAUUUGUACUAUAUUUAAUAACUCUGACAGUUCGCUAUACAAGUUGUGUUAUGGUGGACAAAAUUGAAUAAUCAUGCGACUUUUUCAUUUAAUUUCCGUUCUUCACCUUGAUUACCCGUUUGUUAACUGAAAAUUUACUCAUAGUCAUGUUACCUUAUUGGGAUAUUUUGUGUACAGCUAAUAACUGUAAUACCUUAGUAUAUAUAUUCACAUAGCGAGUGAGCAA